This is a messenger RNA of Carlito syrichta (Philippine tarsier), 1555 nucleotides long. Its product is annotated as peroxiredoxin-6. Gene Ontology annotation, cellular component: cytosol; mitochondrion. The record is from RefSeq and is a predicted model, not a curated record. Bases 75 to 704 code for a protein of 209 amino acids. Lineage: Eukaryota; Metazoa; Chordata; Mammalia; Primates; Tarsiidae. The transcript is spliced from 4 exons. Gene Ontology annotation, molecular function: peroxiredoxin activity. Gene Ontology annotation, biological process: cellular oxidant detoxification; cell redox homeostasis.
AAUGUUAUCACAAGUAUUCAUUUAAAGAAUAAAGCCUGUUUUGAUCCAGAUAUUGUGGCUUUUCAUUCUACGUGAUGUUGGUGAUAACUUCCUUCAGUUGUGACCUUCUUUUCCUUUAUUGCAGAUGGGGCAUCCUCUUCUCCCAUCCUCGGGACUUUACCCCAGUAUGCACCACAGAGCUUGGCAGAGCUGCAAAGCUGGCACCAGAAUUUGCCAAGAGGAAUGUUAAAUUGAUUGCCCUUUCAAUAGACAGUGUUGAGGAUCAUCUUGCCUGGAGUAAGGAUAUCAAUGCUUACAAUGGUAAUGAGCCCACAGAAAAGUUACCUUUUCCCAUCAUCGAUGAUAAGGAUCGGGACCUUGCCAUCCUGCUUGGCAUGCUGGACCCAGCAGAGAAGGAUGAAAAGGGCAUGCCUGUGACAGCUCGGGUGGUGUUUAUUUUUGGUCCUGAUAAGAAACUGAAGCUGUCUAUCCUCUACCCGGCUACCACUGGCAGGAACUUUGAUGAGAUUCUCAGGGUAGUCAUUUCUCUCCAGCUGACGGCGGAAAAGAGAGUUGCCACCCCAGUUGAUUGGAAGGACGGAGAUAGUGUGAUGGUUCUUCCAACCAUCCCUGAAGAGGAAGCCAAAAAACUUUUCCCUAAAGGAGUCUUCACCAAAGAGCUCCCAUCUGGCAAGAAAUACCUCCGCUACACUCCCCAGCCUUGAGUCUCUGAGAAGUGGGUUCUGUGAGCCAGAGGAUGUCCUAUGCCAAUGUUUUCCUACAGCAAUGCCAUAAAAAUAUCCUGGUGUCAUCACAGCCAAGGUCUCUAAAUUGCUCUACUACUGGCUUAUUAAAUGAAAAUGGCACUAAAAAUUGUGGGGGUUUCUGUCUCUGACUUCACCAGCACUCUUGUGUGCCUGUGUCAGCACUCUCUGCUGCAGUCUCUGACUCUGCAUAUGGGACUCUGUCUUGCUGGAUCUCCACAGGGCUUGUAACCAGUGAGGUUGAUGGUUGCUUUGCUCCAGCGUAGUAUGACUGUCAGUUUUGUUAGCUGUUCUAAUUGAAUCCUCUCUUCUGUUGAACCUCAAGUUGAACUUGAAGUUCAACCUCCUCUGUAAAUAUCCAAGUGUAUAACCCAGGAGCUUAGGGUAACCCUGAUGUUCUUUAAUAUUCAGAGUUUUGAUCACAGCUGGAGAAAAAAGCUUUUUAAUUCUGUACUUUUCUAGUAGAUAAGUGGGAAGAGCAAGGGAUUGGAACCUUUACAUAUGUUGCUAUAAAAAAAAUUGCAGUGAAUUUUUAUCAAAAGAGGGAGGCUGCAGAAAGGCUCCUCUUGGCUGCUUGGGGGGGUGAAUGUGGAGGUGUGAGUAACAGGACAAGUGCCAUGUGCCAUGUGCACUUCACUCGGUGUUCCAUGUGGGAGUUUGCUCUCUGAUGAAGCACACGUGGCAGGGCACACUUUGUGAGGAGGAGAGAUGAUCAAAGCAUUUUAUUAUUAAAACUAUUCUUGCAGUGGGUUGCUGUUUUCUGGAGCUUGCUUUUUAGGGAUCAUCAAAUAAAAUCCUUUAUUAAAACUGGA